Molecule: messenger RNA, 1991 nt
Organism: Xenopus laevis (African clawed frog)
Lineage: Eukaryota; Metazoa; Chordata; Amphibia; Anura; Pipidae
Product: zinc finger and BTB domain-containing protein 49
Exons: 6
Coding region: 146-1969 (607 amino acids)
Source: RefSeq, a predicted model, not a curated record
CUGACGAACGUGUUACUGUUUUUUUUUAUUCCCCAACUUUAUUUAGGCCUUCACAAUUAAGCAAUUUGAGAAGCUGGUGACGUAGGUUCGCUUGAGUCUGGAAUCGAGGCUGCUGGAGCAUUGGCUUAAAAAAAGGGGUAGCAAGAUGGAUCCUAUGUCUCCUGAGAUCCACGGCUGGUCUAUUCUCCAGAAGCUUAAUGAACAAAAGUCUAUGGGGCUUUUUUGUGAUGUGUCUUUGAUGGUGGAAGGUAAAAUUUUCUUGGCUCACAAAAAUGUCCUUUCUGCUUGCAGUGAAUAUUUCUAUGCAGCACUAAGCAGAAACGAGCAGCAACAGUUCUUGGUGCUUGAUAAUGUUCGCCUGGAGGGAUUUAGUCACCUUUUGGAUUUUAUAUACUCUUACAAAAUCCCUACAUGCCAUGUACAAGACUUUAUGCAGGCUGCCCAAGUAUUGCAAGUCAGCCUCCCUCUCACUGUACAAGUUGUUAAUGUUUCUAGCAGCCCUCAGACUAGUACUGCAAAGGAGGACAUUUCCAUAUCAGAGGAAAAUUUUGAUGUACGAAAUAGAGGCUCAGAAAGUAGAGAAUUUGAGAGCCAGCAGCUGAGGCGAGGUAGGGAUGAGAGCACUCCAAGUGUCAACGCUGUGAUGUACAGUGAGGAAAUAAGAAGAUUUGAUACUGUUGCCCAGAUGAAAGAGAAAGCCAAGAUAUUUACGAGACCUGCCUUUUAUAAAGACAAUUAUGUUACCAGGAAUCCUAACUUCUUUGUGCAUAAAUCAGUUGCUAUAAGUGGACGUAUGGCAAAUUCUAUGGAUGAACCACGAGAAACCUCGUUCCCUAACACAAGCUUUGCAAGACAGUUGCCUAUUACUAUACACAAUGAUGGAUCAUCAGAAGAAGCAGAUGAUGAAAAUGGUGAUAUGUGCAUCAAUUUAUGUGAUGAGCCAGAUACCCCAGAUAGCUUGGAGCCUCCUCUUACUCUUAAUGACUUGUCGAGACAUGGGGAAUCCAUGUCCCCUAAAGUUUAUUCAACCAUAGUUGGAAUUGAGGGGAGUGAAGUCAUUGAGAGAAUAGAUGGGGAUGCAGACGUGGUCCAUAAAUGCGACAGGUGUGAACUUUUAUUAACUUAUUCAGAGUUUCUUAAUCACCAGGACGAUCCAGGGAUUAAUAUACUUCAGUGUGAAUUCUGUGACAAACAGUUUAACUACAGCUGCCAGCUUUCUCUGCACAUGUCAAGCCACCACAACAAGAAAUUCUACCAAUGUGACCAAUGUGGCAAAGAGCUAAGCACUCUGAAGAAGUUACAUGACCACAUUGCUUACCACUCAGAUGCAAGACCCCACAAAUGCCGUCUAUGUGACAAAGCCUACAAAGUGAAAAAUGAUCUUACACAGCAUAUCCGAGUGAAACACUUGGAAGCAUCUAAUGGCAAGGCGCCGUUGCUCCAGCUUUGUGAGUUUUGUGGGCAAGCUGUCAAGCAUUAUAAGAGUCACAAAAUCUUUUGCAGCGGCAUUAAGAAAUUUAAGUGUGAUUUCUGUGUGCAGUCAUUUCACCGUAUUUCGGAACUAAAGAGGCACACAUGGACACAUACCGGAGAACUCCCAUAUCGUUGCAAAAUUUGUGGGAAAGGAUGUCGGCACCCGAGUAAUAUGAAGAAACACAUCCGAACAGUACACAAAGCAGAUAUGCGGGUACAGAUCAACAGAGAGCAUGCAUCCCCCAGGUUCUGCAAGAACAGACGGCCCCCAACAAAAUUACCAGGGCAGAUUCUGCAGCAGACAUUGCCUACUGAUCUUUCAGUCAUGCAGACAGCAGCCACAAUAGUUCCUAACCAAGUCAAUCAGAUGGAUUCCUCUUUGCCCCCUGUCUCUGUAGGAUACAUUUCCAUCUCUACCAUGCCUGAGAACACUGGGAAUGAUUUCAGCUUGUUUUCCACUCAGAAUUUUUCUGCUGAGCCUACUAGGCCUUUGUAACAGGAACAAAUUAAAAUACUUU